AUGUCGACCAUGCUGCGUGUUGCGGGCACACUUCUCCCUGUAGACGUGCAAUGCCGGAGGUUUGUUACGGCUAAAAGGUAUGACCUGGCCGAGACGGGGUACGGCCGCGCCCUUCUGGCCGCCAUGUCUGAUAUGGACAGGCUACAGGAAGUGGAGGUACUGAAGAGUCUGGGAGACUUGAAAGUGGAGAAGGGAAGACUUCACAAGACCGAAGCCUCGCGGAACUUGGAGCAGGGCCUGAACCUGUACAGGGCCGCACUGCUCCGGUGUGAGGACCCGGGGGAAGGGGAGUCCCUCGUACAUAGGAUCAAACUCGCCGAGAAACUCAGACAGAAAACACACAUGGCUGGCUCAACCAGUGACACUAAGCUUAACUCUGUCGCAAGGACUUCAGAAAUCUUUCAAGACCUGGAUAAGGCAUGGGCUAAGGGUGGCCAUUUGGACUCCAUCUUGGAUGGCUUCACGAAGUUUCUUGUAGAAGGUAUAACGGAAGAAAAGAAGCUGUUAGAAGUAGAGGCCAUAAAAAGUCUCGGAGACGUGAACCUUAGGAGAGGAAGAGACUUAAAGGAGCCCAGACACUUGACCAAUGCUACAGCCCUGUACAGCACAGCCCUGGGGCGGUGUGACGAUCCACAUGGGAAAACCGUCCUCACACACCGCUUACUGCACGCAGCAAAGAUGAAGCUGAAGGACAGAAAUGCCAACAAGUGGUUGUCAAGCGGACCUGGCAAAGUCAGUAAGAGUCAUGACCUCGCUGCAGCAGAUAAUGUUAGAGAGUAUAAGGAACACUUUAAGACAGGUAAAAAGGCCGUACGGAAUGGAGACCUGGACUCAGCAGAGAAGCACUUUGCAGCAGCACUCAGGCGCGUACAUUUCAGAGACCCUACUGUUCAGCAAUACGGAAGAGAGGUUCUACCUCUGCACAAGUUGGGCGAUGUCUACUGCAGGCGAGGCUGCCAAACAGGAGACGGGGGAGACUUUGUCAAGGCGGCGGCGCUGUACCAGGCAGCAGCAGCCAGGUCAGGGGAUGAAGAUUCUAGGGACAAUCUAAGAAAAGCAGUUAAAGAAACAGAUACCUUGUUUCUCAAAUAUACUUUACAUGCUACUGAUACUAAGAGUGGAGAAAGCACUUGCGAACAAAAGUUAAAUCUAAGAGAAAUGCGCGACCAAAUCAAGCAGGAAAUGGAAACCAUCGACAGAGAGCUGAACCCCUACAAACAUGCUGAGGAAAGUCAGUUGGCAAGAGAUAUAGAAGCCAAGCGAGCUGAAGCUGUCAGGAAGUUAUUUGAGAGGAUUGCUAAAGAUAGACAGGUGUUUAUUGGGCAGCUUGUAGAUGAGUGUAUCGCAGUGAUGGGUCCGCCUCCCUGUAAGUAUGCCCUGAUAGGUUUGGGUUCACAGGCCACAGGACUGGUCACUCCAUACUCAGACCUGGAGUUCGCCAUCUUGGUAGAGGAGGAAAAUGAAGCAAAUGUCACGUAUUUCCGUCGACUGACUCACUACCUGCACCUCAAGGUGGUCAACCUGGGAGAAACCAUCCUCCCAGCCAUGGGUAUAAAAAGUCUGAAUGACUUCUACUCAGACGACCCACUAGACAACUGGUUCUACGACUCUGUUACACCACGUGGGUUUGCAUUUGACGGCUCCAUGCCAAAGGCGAGCAAGACCCCAUUGGGCAGGCAGGGAACUUCGACUGAACCAGCCAGUGAUCUUAUCCGCUCACCAAAGAACAUGGCUGCAAUCUUGGAAAAGGAUAUCUCAGUGUACUUGAAGGAAGGAUAUCACCUGGCUGGGGUUUUGAGAAAUGUUUGUUUCAUAGCAGGAGAGCAAAGUUUAGUUGGUGACUAUGCCGACAUUUUGGUAGACACAAUGAAAGUCUAUGGUGCAGAAAUAGCUCAUAGACUGGCAAAGGAGAUGAUAUUCCAUAACUGGACACAAGGCCAACUACCAACAGGGACACUGUUGGAUGUAAAGAGAGAAAUUUAUAGAUUCCCGUCUCUUGCUGUAGACUGUUUGGCACUCUGUUCAGGUAUUACACCAACCACAGUGUGGAAAACUGUAGAAGAGAUGGAAACUACAGGCGUGGUCAGUGCAGAAAACGCGCAUCACCUGAAGGUGCUGGUCAGCAUCUCAGCAGAACUCAGGCUGAGAACCUACAUUGCAAACGGUGGUCAGAAGGAAAACCUGUCAGCUUUGUCGGCAUUGAAUAUAUCACCAGACAAGAGUAUCUACCAAACCAGUGACUUACAAAAGGUGUUUUACAUUUCUGAUGUCAAGCAGUUGUUCAGGUAUUACUUCACAGCAAUUCCUCUUGAGAAACUUAUGUCAGGCGAGCAAAUUCCUCUCGAGGACAAGUUUCUGUUACUAAUAAUAUCCAUAAGAGUAGGCCUAUUCUUGGAUAUCAAGUUAUUUGACAACUCUCCAAUGGUAAAAGGUGAUUUGUACCAUUUGUAUCAUCAUAACAUGGACGCCGUUAAAUGUUAUCAAGAAGCCCAACAUAACUUGGCGGCUGGACCAAAUCAGGCGGCAUUACUGUCCAAACUGGGUUCAUCCUGGGCAAGUUUAGGGAACUACAGGAAAGCUAUCGAUUACCACGAAGAGGCUUUCGAAAUGCUCAAGAUAUUCUACAAUUCCAGUACAAAGCAUCCUAUGUUUGAGUAUUUACUACACAAGCUAGGAAAUGCCUGGUAUGAACUGGCGGAUUAUCAAAAAGCCAUCAGCUACUUUAAGAGGGCACUGAACAUGAGUAAAAAUAAGUAUGGCCACGAUACAGCACACCCUGACAUUGCAAGAGCACUCAGUGGUCUGGGUUUAGCUUGUCAGAUGCUUGGAGAUCACACGAAAGCCCUGGACUAUUUUCAGCAGACAUUAACAAUUCAUAGGACUCUAUAUGGCGCGAUUAGAGAACAUGUUGAAACUGCGAGUGCACUACAUAACGUUGGCUUAGGUUUGUAUUGCAAGGGCGAUCUUAAGAAAUCUGUUAUGAUUCUUGAGCAAGCGCUGCAGAUGAGAAAGAACCUGUACGGACAGAGUACUGCACAUAAAGAUAUCGCCAUCUCUCUGGAGGUGCUAGGAGGAGCCUGGCAUGAACUGGGUGAUCCCAAGAAGGCUAUCGGGUAUCGAGAGAUGGCUCUGAUGAUGUACAGGGCAAUCUAUGGUGAGACUGAGGCACAUCCCGACAUUGCAAGUACUCUUGGCAGCCUUGCAGCGUCUUGGAUUUACUUAGACAAAAACAAGGCUAUCAGAUACGCACAGCAGGCACUGGACAUGAGCAAAACGCUCGGUAAUGACAAACAUGAUGACACUGCAAAUGCGUUUAACAACCUUGGAUCGGUUUGGUGGAAGUUGGGUGAGAAUAAAAAGGCAAUCAGCUGCUAUCAGGAGGCUCGGCACAUAUUAAGAAGUAUUCAUGGUGAACGCGCAGCACAUCCCAAAAUUGCUGUCUCUCUAAAUAAUCUUGGAACAGUCUAUGGUGAGAUGGGUCUUCAUGAGAAAGCAAUACGUUACUUUGACCAGGCACUUCGCAUGUACAAGACUGUACAUGGUCCACGCACAGAGCAUGCAGACAUUGCACAAUGUCUCAACAACGUAGGGGCGGGAUUCAAUGAACUAGGUGAUCACCGAAAAGCAUUCGAGUACUUUGAACAGGCAUUGGGGAUCUAUAAAAGCUUUUUUGGUCCAGCCGCAUCACAUCCAAAGAUUGCCGAAACAAUGAACAAUCAGGGAUAUGCAUGGCAUUUUUUGGGUGAUUACAGAAAAGCUAUAAACUACUAUAGCCGGGGUCUGGAGAUGUACAAAGCUGUCUAUGGUGAAACUACAGCUCAUGCCGACAUUGCUGUCUGCCUCGGUAACUUGGGAACAGCCUAUAUGCGCCUUGGGGAUUACAGGAAAGCACUGGGUUGCUAUAAUCAGUCUUUGCAAGUGCUCAGGACCAUCUAUGGCCCGAAUUCAGCACACCCCUUCAUUGCCGGUACACUCUCAUUGAUAGGACUAGUCCGGGACAAACUCGGUAUUACAGGAAAGCCAUAGACUACUUUGACCAGACAUGUGAAAAGUUCCGAACUACAUGGUGCAGCACAACCUCACAUUGUCUCGUGAACAUUGCCUCGCUUUGCCCAGGUAUGAACAGAAAAUCCAUCGACUACUUGGAAAAGGCCAUAUACGUGCAAAGAGUGCA
This is a messenger RNA of Branchiostoma floridae (Florida lancelet), 4174 nucleotides long. RefSeq lists its product as uncharacterized. The record is from RefSeq and is a predicted model, not a curated record. NCBI's taxonomy places the organism in Eukaryota, Metazoa, Chordata, Leptocardii, Amphioxiformes, Branchiostomatidae. Gene Ontology annotation, molecular function: [protein-PII] uridylyltransferase activity; protein binding. The transcript is spliced from 4 exons. Bases 1 to 4026 code for a protein of 1341 amino acids.